AUGGCGGAAGAGACAUCACGUCCCCUCAUCGUCGGCCCCGACUCUGGUCCCGAGGCCCCCUUCCCGCUCAAGAUGGAGGGCAAGGUCAUCUCGGGCUUCGGUCGCGGAUCCAAGGAACAGCGCAAGUCUGACCCGCCAAAGCUGGGCAUCCCAACCGCCAACCUGCCCGUCGACUCCUCGCAGACGCCCUGGAUCGACGACACAAAGUCGGGCGUCUACUUCGGCUGGGCCUCCCUCGCCCUCCCCGCCUCGCACCCGGACCGCGUCGCCGCCGGCCACGGCCCCGCCCAGCCCACGCUCGAGUUCCAGCUGUACCCCAUGGUCAUGUCCAUCGGCUACAACCCCUUCUACAAGAACACCGUCCGCUCCGCCGAGGUGCACGUCCUGCACAAGUUCGCCGCCGACUUUUACGACUCCCAUAUGCGCCUGCUCAUCCUCGGCUUCGUCCGCGAGGAGAAGGACUACAAGUCGCUCGACGCCCUCAUCAAGGACAUCAACCUCGACUGCGAUGUUGCGAGGGGCUCGCUCGACAGGCCCGCCUGGGCGCCCCCUGCCGAGCUGCGCCCCGGCGCCGACAAGGCCGGCACGCUGGACGCGGGCUGGCUGGUGGAGCCCCUGCCCAAGAACUAG
Colletotrichum gloeosporioides is the source of this 630-nucleotide messenger RNA. Its product is annotated as Riboflavin kinase. Lineage: Eukaryota; Fungi; Ascomycota; Sordariomycetes; Glomerellales; Glomerellaceae. Gene Ontology annotation, biological process: riboflavin biosynthetic process; FMN biosynthetic process. The record is from RefSeq and is a predicted model, not a curated record. Gene Ontology annotation, cellular component: mitochondrion. The transcript has 2 exons. Bases 1 to 630 code for a protein of 209 amino acids. Gene Ontology annotation, molecular function: riboflavin kinase activity.